GAUCAUUCGUGUCGUUACGAGAGAUGAAUAGUCAUUUCUCGAAGCAGUUCCCGCGAAACAGAUUGAAUUCCCAUCGAUGAAUGAUCUCGUCUGAAACCGAAGAAGCAAAGCUCCUGCGAACCUUUUGGCAGAUCCUCGAGCGAAGACUUAGCGCCAUUCUUGAUGCUCGCAAGCUCGUGAAUCGAUGACCCUUUACAUGCCCUUGUUCAGGGCAUGCGCGAGCUUGAGGACGCUGGCUCAGCUCCACGCCCAUCUCCUCGUCACGGGCCUCCAUCGGGACCCGCUCGCUUCCACCAGGCUCGUCCAGUCCUACGCCGAGAUGGGCUCCCUCGAAUCCUCGCGGCUCGUCUUCGACCGCUUUCCCGCGCCCGAUUCCUUCAUGUGGGGCGUGCUCGUCAAGUGCUGCGUGUGGAGCCGCUCUUUCGAGCAAGCCGUCUCGCUCUACCGCGAGAUGGUUCGCCGGGGGAAGGAGAUCACCGGGUUCGUAUACCCGUCCGUGUUGCGAGCCUGCUCUUGCUCGGGCGAUCUCGGCGCGGGCGAGACCGUCCACGGGACGAUCGUCAAGUGCGGGCUGGAUGCGGACGACGUGGUUCGAUCCUCGUUGCUGUGUAUGUACGGAGAAACGGGCCAGCUGCAUAAUGCCAGGAAGGUGUUUGAUGAUAUGUCGGGCAGAGAUGUGGUGUCCUGGAGCUCGAUGAUCUCCAGUUAUGUUGAUAAUGGGGAUCCGAGCGGUGGGCUGGACGCGUUCCGUUCGAUGCUUUUGCAGGGUUUGGAGCCCGACUCCGUCACAGUGAUUGGUGUGGCCGAGGCUUGUGCCCAAUUGGGUUCUUUGUGCUUGGCAAGGUUGAUCCACGGUCAAGUGGUGACAAGGAAUAUCGAAAGUGAUGAUGCAACGUUGAAUAACAGCCUUGUUGUAAUGUACAGUAAAUGCGGUGAUCUGUCUAGCGCAGAGGUUCUCUUCAAUAUCGCCACUUGCUGGUCUGCUGCCUCAUGGACUGCGAUGAUUUCGAGCUAUAAUCAGAGCGGGUGCUUUCGUGAAGCACUAGAUGUUUUUUUAGAAAUGCAGGUGUCCCAGAGUAAAGCUAAUUCUGUAACCAUGAUGGCUAUUUUAUGCUCUUGUGCAAGGUUGGGGUGGCUGAGAGAGGGGCAGUCAGUUCAUUGUUUUGUCAUUAGAAAUGCUAUAGAUCCCGGAUAUGAUUUUUUGGGGCCAGCAUUGAUAGAGUUCUACGCUGACUGUGGAAGAGUACAUGAUAGCGAGAAGACUUUUAUGACAAUUGAAGAGAGAGAUGCUGUCUCGUGGAAUAUGCUCAUAACAGUUUAUGCACGAAAAGGAUUUUUAGAAGAGGCUUUAUCAAUAUUUUUACAUAUGCGAGCGCAGGGAGUAAUACCAGACUCGUUCAGCUUAACAACAUCACUGUGGUCUUGUGGAAGCAUGGGUUUUUCGCAGCUUGGAUGUCAAAUUCAUGGUUUUGUGAUGAAGUCCCAUAUUUACAACGAAUUUGUACGAAAUGCACUUAUUGAUAUGUACUCAAAAUGCGGUGACGUGGAUUCUGCAUAUAGAGUGUUUCUUGAGAUCCAACAGAGAGAUAUUGUUACUUGGAAUACAAUGAUUUGUGGAUUUUGUCAGAAUGGUUAUUCUCUAGAAGCCAUCCAUCUUUUUGAUAAAAUGUACUUGAACAGCUUCAUAAUGGAUGAAGUCAGCUUCCUUAGUGUAAUUCAAGCUUGUUCUCAAUUAGGACACCUAAAAAAGGGUAAAUGGGUUCACCACAAGCUCAUCAUCCAUGGUGUAAGGAAAGAUUCCUACAUUGAUACAGCUCUAACAGAUAUGUAUGCCAAAUCUGGAGACCUCAAAUCCGCCCAAGCAGUUUUUGAUAGCAUGCCUGAGAAAACUGUGGUUUCGUGGAGUGCCAUGAUAGCUGGUUAUGGAACCCACGGUCAGGUCGAUAUAGCCAUCUCACUUUUCAACCAAAUGGUGCAAAUGGGGAUUCAACCAAACGAUAUCACCUUUAUGAAUAUCCUAUCAGCUUGCAGUCACGCAGGAUCUGUGGAGUACGGGAAAUUCUAUUUCGGGUUAAUGAAUUCCCACGGAGUUGCUCCCAAGUUGGAACAUUUUGCUUGUCUAAUUGAUCUUCUCAGUCGUUCCGGGAAUCUUGAUGAAGCAUAUUCAGUCAUCUCUUCCAUGCCUUUCCCUGCAGAUUCUAGCGUCUGGGGUGCCUUGAUCAAUGGUUGUCGUAUUCAUCAGAGAAUGGACAUUUUCCAAAUUAUUCAAAGGGAUCUUUUAGAUGUUCAUACAGACGAUACAGGAUACUUCACAUUGUUAUCUAAUAUACAUGCAGAAGAAGGGAAUUGGGUUCGAUCCCGGAAAUUAAGGUCGACAAUGGAAAGCGCAGGUUUAAAGAAAGUCCCUGGAUACAGUUUGAUCGAACUUGGUAACAGAACUUAUAAAUUUGGAGCAGGAGAUAUAUCUAACCUGCAAAUAGAGGAAAUAUGCAAACUCUGGGAAAGAAAUCUUCAAAAUUUGGCUCCGGAACGAUGUUAGUUGGAGAAUCAUAUUCCUAAGUGUCUGUAACAUCUGCUUCCUUCGUAUUUCUCCCUCACAUGCAAAUCCAAUCCUGUCUUCCUCUCUUGGCUAUCUCUCUCCUUCUCAAUAGAGAGCUUCAAUGGAGAACAAAGCAACUAAUUUAUUCCUUGAGGAAGAUGAAUGCGGAUAUCAAGACAUCAAGGGGUGGAGUUUCUAAUUCCACCAUAGAAGAGCUAUUCAACGAGCCAAUUUGCUAGUCUAUAUGCCUCGAGAUUAGUAGAAGUUCUCCUAGGCCAGGUUACUGACCAAUGAGGAUGGCUUCUAGAAAAUUUCUAAUGUCGCUAACAAUACCAGCAAUCAGCCAAGAUGGGGUUUACAGAGGUAAUGGCAUGACUUGAGUGCUCUCGAAUCACACUCAAACAUGACAGUACUCCGGCCUUUAUGCUGAACAUAUUGGAUGCAGCAAGAGGCUGCAGUUCGACCUGCUGCUGCUGCUGUGGCACCCAACAAAGUCACACGGUGAUGUCUGGUAAUUAGAGCCGAAGUACCAUUAUGUGGGGAUGAAAGCAUCAUCCACAUUAAUCUUGGUAGUACCUCCUGUUGGAGGUACCCCAGGACUAUUGAUACAUUGGGUCUGCUAGGGAGGCUGGGAUAUGGUAUUCCUUCCAUUAGCGAGCUCUUCCUAGGUGCCUGCAGUUGUUUUAUGAUGCCUUGAAACGUCUAGUCUUGUGUCAGGAUCGAUGGACUUAUCACGAAAUUCCCACAAUCUCCAAUAUUCAAUGCCCCGGGAAGCUGUUUUUGGGAGUUCAAUAAGCUUUGCUAGGAAAUCUCUCUCCAGCAAGUGGCUGCAUAUGAACGCUCCAGCCUCCCUGAACCCACGUUAUUAUUCUAGUUGCUGGACAGUCGCGCACAACAUGAAGUAUUGUCCCGCUCUAUUUGUGACGUGAAAGGACAGUAUUCAUCCACACGAGACAUGCGUUUUGAAGUUCGCUCUGUAGUGGUUGGUCCAUUCUGCGAAAAUGGGUCUUCAGUGGCUCGCAAAUUUUGCAUAGGAAUGCAUGUUUCUUAAAUAGGCAAAAUUUCCGGAUGAAUUACCAAAUGGCAGCAGGAGGGUCCUGGAGUACGUGCCUCCUUGCAGUUUUGUAGCCUUAGUGCUGUGCUCUCAAAACACAAAACUGAGGAAAUUAAUGCACAAGCCUUUCCUCUUCC
Molecule: messenger RNA, 3730 nt
Organism: Syzygium oleosum
Lineage: Eukaryota; Viridiplantae; Streptophyta; Magnoliopsida; Myrtales; Myrtaceae
Product: putative pentatricopeptide repeat-containing protein At1g69350, mitochondrial
Exons: 1
Coding region: 185-2539 (784 amino acids)
Biological process (GO): RNA modification
Molecular function (GO): protein binding; RNA binding
Source: RefSeq, a predicted model, not a curated record